AGAAGCGAUCGUUUCAGAAUGGCGACGGUUGAGAAGUUUUGAACGAUCUAAGAGAAAUUGCAGCUUUCAACGGAAUUAUGGGAGACGAAUUAGAGAAUAUACCGUCGAUCACGGUGAAAGAACCGCUCGACCUGGUUAGGUUAAGUUUGGACGAGAGAAUUUACGUGAAAAUGCGGAACGACAGGGAAUUGCGGGGCAGGCUUCACGCCUACGAUCAGCACAUGAAUAUGAUACUGAGCGACGCAGAGGAAACCAUUACGACUGUCGAAAUCGACGAAGAAACGUACGAGGAAGUCUAUAAAACGACCAAAAGAAACAUUCCCAUGCUUUUCGUUAGAGGCGACGGCGUAAUAUUGGUGUCCCCUCCUAUGCGCACUUCAUGAAAAUUUUAUUCUGAUUAAAUAAAAUCAUCCAACAUUCUAACUUCGUAUUUCUUGACGUAGCUAAAGUUUACAGAAUUAAAAUUUACGUAGCCGCACUGCUGCCUAAUUUGCAGUUGGUGGGCAGUAGGCGAACUUAGGUCGACAAGGUACCUGGUGCUCUUGCAACGAACGUCUUGCAUCUUCUUUUCAGUGAGAGAAGUAAAUGACCAAAAUAUCUGUGACCUAUUUUUUAGUAGAAGGUUCUGGCAGUAAAUUAAACGAGGGACUGGCUUUUUUUUUAAAUUGUCGGUCAGUUGAGACCAGGUAAUACUAUUUUAGAAGCUUUUUUCUCUUUCUUACCAGGGAGUAGCCCACUUUUUCAAUUGAUUUUAUUGCUUACUGUUAUAUUUCUUAGAAUAUUCAAUCACAUCCUUAGUUAGUCAUACUUGAAAAAAUCUAUUUGGAUUUAUGGGCACUCAUAGAUACGCUAAUAAAAGGUUAGAACAGAGUCAUAGUUGAAUGAGAAUUUACAGUUUACAUUUCAGGGAUGACAGAAGUUUGCAAUUCCCUCUUUUUGUAAUAGUAAGUUUACUUCCGAUGGUAAGAUUUUCCUGGGAAAUUAAAAAACGAACGAAUUUACUUAUCCACAGAUACAUUUAUACAAUAAAUAUAUGUAAUUUUUAGAAGAAAACGAAAAUAAAUCUUAUAUUAAGAGAGAUGUAUGCCUUCAAACUGAAAUUAACACUGCAAGCGUAGUCAAAUCAAAUAGGUAUUUACAUUUAGAUUGCAUUUGUUGAUGGCUUUCAUUCACUUCCAAGACUAAUAUUGACAAUGUCAAAAUUAUGGGUUAAAUGUUGGCAAAGAUA
Messenger RNA from Cylas formicarius (sweet potato weevil), 1228 nucleotides. RefSeq names its product U6 snRNA-associated Sm-like protein LSm3 (gene LSm3). Gene Ontology annotation, biological process: P-body assembly; mRNA splicing, via spliceosome. Gene Ontology annotation, molecular function: RNA binding. The record is from RefSeq and is a predicted model, not a curated record. Gene Ontology annotation, cellular component: Lsm1-7-Pat1 complex; U6 snRNP; precatalytic spliceosome. Lineage: Eukaryota; Metazoa; Arthropoda; Insecta; Coleoptera; Brentidae. The coding region runs from base 78 to 383 and encodes 101 amino acids. The transcript is spliced from 3 exons.